CCGAUAGGUCUCUGCACUCGCUGUUGCCUCUGCCUGGAACAGUCUCCCUCCUGGUGUCAUUGUCUCCGUGGUGUGUCCUUCCUGACCUUCCACCUCCACCAGGUGCCGACACUUCCCUGACCCCAGUAACCUCUUCUCUUGGGUGGGUGAAUGCCACCUGCUGAUGUCUGAUUUAUUCAUCGGUUUUCUUGUCUGUAGUCUGUCCCCCUUGGGGACAGGGACUCGUUGCUCAUGUUCACCCGGCAGGCUGGACGCUUCAUGGAGGGCUCCAAAGCUGGCAGAUCCCGGGGCCGCCUCUGUCUCUCCCAGGCCCUGCGUGUUACGGUGAGAGGAGCAUUUGUGUCUCUGUGGUUUGCUGCUGGAACUGGUGACCGGGAGAGAAACAAGGGAGACAAGGGUGUCCAGACAGGUGUGGGGCUCAGCCAGGAGGCAGAAGACGUGGACGUGUCCCGGGCCAGGAGGGUCACAGAUGCACCACAAGGCACUCUGUGUGGCACUGGGAACAGGAAUUCUGGGAGUCAGUCUGCAAGGGCGGUGGGCAUUGCUCACCUGGGAGAAGCCUUUAGAGUGGGCGUUGAGCAGGCCAUUAGCUCGUGCCCUGAGGAGGUGCAUGGGCGGCAUGGGCUCUCCAUGGAAAUUAUGUGGGCGCGAAUGGAUGUGGCUCUGCGCUCACCUGGGCGAGGACUUCUGGCCGGUGCCGGGGCACUCUGCAUGACCCUGGCAGAAUCGAGCUGCCCUGACUAUGAAAGGGGAAGAAGAGCAUGCCUGACCCCCCACCGGCACCCCACCCCUCACUGUUCCACCUGGGGCCUGCCUCUGCGGGUGGCUGGGUCCUGGCUGACUGUUGUGACUGUUGAGGCCCUGGGGGGGUGGCGCAUGGAAGUUAGGAGGACUGGCCAGGUGGGGCCCACUAUGCACCCACCCCCAGUGUCAGGUGCUUCUCCUCUCCUCCUCCACCACCUCCUCCUCCUCCUCCUCAUCAUCAUCAUCACUUGUUGAGGACGUCCUGUGUGCCAAGUGGUUUAUAUGCCCAGCCUCAUUUAAUCCUCAGAAUGACUCCAUGAGGUAGCUACUAAAACCCCCCACUUAACAGAUGAGGAAACUGAGGCCUAGAGAAGCUCAACAAGUUGCCUAAGUUCCAAGUUUCCUCUCCCAACUCUCCUACCCUCUCCUCUUCCUUCUCCUUUCUCCCAUUCUUCCCUGCCUCUUCCCUAACUAGACAAUUUUUUAUUGAGUGUCUCCCAGGUGCAGGCAUGAGCCAGGUGCUGGGAAGAUCAUGAUAACCCAGCUCCUUCUGGUCGUUUUCUCAGCUGGUUAGAGGCUGGGAGGACACGCAAGUUCAGCUCCAGCCGACUGGGGCAUUGGUGGUAGCCCCUGGAGACAUUGUGCAAUGGGGCUACGAGGCUGCAUCUGGCUCCAGGGAAGCGUGUUGCAAUCCAUGAGUGAUGUCUGCCAUGCGUACAGGCAUGGAGAGUGAGGCACCUGUACUGUCUUCCUGUAGACCCUAGACUGGUGGGGCCUCUGAAAUGCAUCCAGACACUGUGCUGGGUGUGUUGCAUGGCCCUCCCAACCAAUUCAGUAUUUUUCUCCCCAUUUUCCAGGGAGAAAUCUAAGGCGUCGGAAUGUAAGGUUCUCAUUGGAACCCAGGCUCCAGGGUCCCUGGUUUUCUGUGACAUCAUGCUGCAGGACCCUGUUUCUCUCUUUGCUUUGGCUGCUGGGGAGCUCAGAAGGGAGCUUUAGGCUUGCUCUCAGUCAUCACAUUAGCUCAGGGGUUUGGGCAUUUUUGUCGCCAUCUCCUUUGGGCUCUGUCUCCUCCCUGCUGUGCUUCCCGAGGAGCA
Messenger RNA from Pan troglodytes (chimpanzee), 1838 nucleotides. Its product is annotated as myeloma-overexpressed gene protein. Lineage: Eukaryota; Metazoa; Chordata; Mammalia; Primates; Hominidae. The record is from RefSeq and is a predicted model, not a curated record.